CCCCUUCGUGCGCACUGCUCCCUGCGGCCGCUGCCGCCUGUAACCUGCGCCGCCAGGAUGUGGCUGGGGGCUGACGUCGGGUCCAGAUGUGGCCCCGGCCCCGCCCACCCCCGGGGCCGGUCCGCCCACACCGAGCCGCGGCGCGCACGGAGGCUGUCCCGCCUGCCACAAUGCACGGUGGAACUGCGACCGUAACUUGCAGGGGUCGUGCCUAACAUCGCCGCUCGACAUCCGUAAGACAAGCCGGCCCUGACGCCGCACGCGGACCCUCUUCGUUGGAGACCCCCAUGCGCUCACCCUCCCGUACCCGGCCAGGCGGACGCGGAGCCGCGCGGGUGACGGCAGAAGCGGCUGCGCGCCCAGCCUAGCCCAGCCCAGCCGGAGAAGAGGGCGCGCCGCGCCCCCGCCCCCCGCUGCUCUCCGGAGGCCGUGGGUGCGGAUGCGCCGCUGACGACUCCUGCGAGAGCACCGCGCGCCCGAGCCCACAGCAUGGCAGCCGCCGCCUAUGUGGAUCACUUUGCCGCCGAGUGCCUCGUGUCUAUGUCCAGCCGCGCAGUCGUGCACGAGCCGCGGGAAGGGCCUGAGCCCCGGCCCGAGGGCGCGGCCGCCGCCGCCCCCACACUGCCCCGCGUUGACGAGCGCCGCGACGGCAAGGACAGCGCCUCGCUUUUCGUGGUGGCGCGGAUCCUAGCGGACCUCAACCAGCAGGCGCCGGCGCCCGCCCCCGCGGAACGCAGAGAAGGGGCCGCUGCGCGCAAAGCGAGGACCCCCUGCCGCCUGCCGCCCGCGCCCCCUGCGCCACCUCCCGCCCCAGAGCCCGCCUCCCCGGGACAAGCAGGCGCGCCGGCCGCGCCCCCCAGCCCCGCGUGGAGCGAGCCCGAGGCAACACUGGAGCCGGAGCCGGGCCCCGCGGGGAGCGGCGAGCCCGGCCUCAGACAAAGGGGUCGGCGGGGCCGGAGUCGCGCGGACCUCGAGUCCCCGCAGAGGAAGCACAAGUGCCACUACGCGGGCUGCGAGAAAGUUUACGGGAAAUCUUCGCACCUCAAGGCGCACCUGAGAACUCACACAGGUGAGAGGCCCUUCGCCUGCAGCUGGCAGGAGUGCAACAAGAAGUUUGCGCGCUCGGACGAGCUGGCGCGGCACUAUCGCACACACACGGGCGAGAAGAAGUUCAGCUGCCCCAUCUGCGAGAAGCGCUUCAUGCGGAGCGACCACUUGACGAAGCAUGCUCGUCGCCACGCCAACUUCCAUCCCGGCAUGCUGCAGCGGCGCGGUGGGGGCUCGCGGACCGGCUCGCUCAGUGACUACAGCCGCUCCGAUGCCAGCAGCCCCACCAUCAGCCCGGCCAGCUCGCCCUGAGCACCCACGCCCCCGGACCGCGCCUUGCCCCCUUGGUAAAUAGGAAAGCUGAGCGAACUUGAGAAGUCCACAGCAAAACACUUUUCUUCACCUCAGGUGUCAAUUUUUAACAAAAAAAAAAAAAAAAAAAAAAAAAUUGUUUUUUCAAAAAAAAAAAAAUAUACACGACCCACAAAUUGCACAAUAGAGCUAUCCACGAAGUUGAGAUUUGGUGGUGUUGAAACCUCCCCCCCCUCUCUCAGGGAUGGACGCGGUCCACGAGGUCAGUGAGGGCAUGCCUUUCUGCCGCCUUACUCUGUACAUAGGUUUGCACUCUGGAGUUUUCUGUGAGGUUGGGGAUCAUACUAGGGCAGAACAGGCCAGCUGGGAACAGAUGUGGCCACUGACAUUGUGAUUUUGCAACAGACCCCCCAAAGGCCUGUACCCUUUUACUGCUUACCACUCAUUUGCCCUCCUCUGCCCCUUGGCCUGGCUUAGAGCACAGGUGGGUCUGAGGGACUGGCCAUGACAGACUGUGGGAGCACUUGACUGUGGAACUAUGGAGAAGGACAGCAGCCUUCUGAGGGUGAUCCUGCCACCCUGCCCGGCUUUCUGCCUCUAGAAAUUCUCAGAAAAAUGGAGGCCAGAUGCAAAUCCCUCCUGUAUUGGCACACCAUUGCUGCCAACAGCCCCCAGAGGCGGCCCCGGGCCCUGCCUGCCCUACAGAAGGCAUCUGGGACCCUUCACCAUCACACCAUGUUCUCAGUCUGGGAAAUAGUGCCCUGGGCACGUUGUGCUGAACCUGUUUCCCUGCAAACUGGGUGGUGUUUCAUCCAGUUCCCCAAGCUCUCAUGACCUGGGCCACCGUGGAGGCACCUCUGUAUGAAGCUGGGCCAUCAUGCCCCCUCUGGCUCUUCAGUCUGUGUGUGUGGCCCUGCGAGUGGCAGCACUCACAUCCCACAGAGACUGCCCGUGGUGGCAAAGGCAUUGUCAGUUGGAACUCUGCAGAGCAACACAGCAGGCGGUAUAAGAGAUGAUACUGGAGGAACAAGCAUUCUGCUUCUCUGGGGGACACCACAUGAAAGUUAUGGGAAUCAUCUUCUCAGAACCUUGAGUGCAGACUUAGCAAACCCCAUGGUUCCAUACUGUUGCACUCCCUGCUUUCCCUGCCUGGGAGGACCCAAGCCACACCUAACCUGCAGGGCGGGCCUCUAGGAGGGAGCUGGUGGUAAACCAGCAGGAGUAAAAGUAGAAGCUAGGCCUAUCCUGUUUCUCCUGGAGCCCAGACCUGGGCUGCAUUGGCUUCGGGCGCUAGGCCUCGUCAGCAAGACCAUGUUCUGCUUGCUCUUCUGCAAAUCUUUGGAGUGUCCAUCAACUCCCACCCUGCAGAGGACCAGGCAUUUCCUCCCCUUCUCCCAGAAAAUGGGGCCUAGGAACAUAAGGCCCCGGGACUGGAUAUAUAUGUGUAUGUGUGUAUGUGUGCGCCUGUGUGUGUGUUCGCGAGUAUGUAUUGGGUGGGUGGGUUUGGGAUGGACUUGGGUUAUCUUACCGAGACCUCUCUUCAUUUUGAUGUGGAGGAUCAGCCCUUGUGACUUGGAGGGCCAUAGAUGGGCUUCCUGGGCCCAGAGUGCCUUGGUUGUGGCCAUUCUGCCUCCACCCCAGCCCACAGUGUAGGGGUGAAGCACAGGAAAAACCCAGAGAUCAUGCCCAGCCAUGUCUGCAGUCUCUGGCUGUUGUCAUUGGCUACCAUGUGGAUCUGGGGCACCACUUUCUAACUACCUGUGCUUUGAGAGGCUAAUGGCAUAUGGUGGCUAUGGUAGCACAGUAGGUGCUGAGUUGGGCUGUGGCAUUGUUGCUGGCAUUGUUGCUGGUGGGUGGGGAUGGUCCCUGCCCUGGUCCCGUGUAAAGCUGGUGACAGCUCUGCUUGCAUUUCAUCUGGGGAAGAGAUUGGAAAAUGUGGUUGGGACCUUGACUGAAGGGAACCCUGGGUGCUUGGGGUGUGGCUUUCCUUAUGCUGAGUUCCAAAGUGUAGUCCCUCCCAAAGUCUAUUUGUGUGAGGCAAAGAAAGCCACACUCUGAACACAUUUCAUGUCUCAGGAAUUCACAUUCCAGAUUCAGGAAUUUUAUUCCAAAGUCCUUUGGUGCACCUACAUCCAUGGUUCUGAAGACAGAAAGAGGCAACGGUGUGCCCCAAAGGCCAGCCAAGGUCUCCUUGGGAAGAGCCAGGUGUCUCUUGUGAUCUGCCCACAGACAUGGGAGGAAGCUUUAUAACUCCGCCACUGUCUGUACUUAGGAAGGGUAAAAAGGACUCUAAGCUCGUCAUCUUGGAAUAAAAGAAAGAGCUGGUUUGUUGUAGAGCGGGUUGGGGGUGGGGGAGGGGGAGGGAAAGCGGGCGUAGGCUGUUUCCAAAGAGCACUUAAUUUAAUUUUUCCUCCGAAUGACCCAGGGCUGUUCCAUCUGAUGGAUGGAAGGGUAAUGUUGCCUUAAAACAGAAAUAUGCAGGCGUUGGCUAUUUUUGGCAAACGAACGUGUCUUCAUUCCCAAAGUGGUUCUCCUUUAAUGGUAGGGUGUGGUCCUUCAGUGUGGGGCCAAGCACCCCUCUCAUGGACCACCCCUCCCCCAUGUCAUCUGGGGCUUCAGUUCAUCUCAUCCAGGGGUGGGAGGAAGGGAGGAACAUGACUAGACUCAUUUCCAGUGGAUUUUCAUCUCGUCAUACACAAGGGAUACCUUCUAAGAUGCAGAGUCUUCCCAGCCUAGGUCUUUGAGUUUUUGCAGUUAUGGCCAUAUUUUCUGGUUUCAGUUUGACUGAGGAACCCAUAGGGCGCCCAGAAAUAGUACUGAAAAGUCAAAUCUUUUUUUUUUUUUUUUUUCCUUUUCCCAUUAGGGACGGGAAGCAGAGAUCCCACAAUGAAAGUGCCUGAGUGAAUGGGAGAGUUCCCUAUAGCAAUGUCUAAAAGGAAUUCUGGACUUCGGCCAUCAGGGGGCUGGAGUUUAGCUCAUGUCCCAAAUGAGAAAGUCCCUCUUUGCAUCAGCCAUAUUAGGGGGCCACUGUCUGUUCCCCAGAUGCCUACUGAAUUCUACAGCCAUACAGAAAACAGCCCUUUCCACAGAGGGCCCUUGGUUCUCUCUUGAUGGGUGCUAAGUCGGGAUGGAUAAUGAUGCCCUUGAUGGGAGUGUGGUCCUGGAGGUGCCCAGCCUAUGUCCUGCUGUGCCCCCUAACCACAGGACCUGAAGUGCAAGGUCCCACCUCCAGCACCUCCCAUCCCAACUUUGUUCUGAGACCAGCAUUGGGACAGAUGCAGGGUUCACCAGAGUGCAGCUUCCAGGUGCAAAAACCUGCAUCCUGGUGACCCUGGUGAAGGGUGGUUUAGAUGUGGAGAAGAGGGAAGGUGACAUUCUGUGGUCCCAAGAGAAAUGUGGCAGAACUAGAGGGGUUAACUUUCAAGACUUCUGCCUCUUGGCCUCACUGUCCAGGAGACUGGCCCUUUUCUUGCCAGAAGCAGGUGCUACAUACAAUGUGCACAGGGUCACAGCAUUUCCUAGGGGCUUUUCUGGACUCUCCACCAAGCAGGGGCACCAUCCAUGUAAGACAAGUCUGAGCACUAGCUUGGCCUCUCAGCUCACAACAAAGGUUGUGGCUUUGUUCACUUCUGACAGCUGUUACUGAUUACCCCCCACGAACACACUUCACAAAAGGUCAUCAGUCAGAGACAGUGCCAGAAGGUUUAUGAAUAGCCAUGUUUCGAUAAGUAAGAAAUGCCUUUGUAGGUCACCCACAUUUUUUUUUUUUUUGCUCCCUGAAAUUUCCAUAUGUGAGUCCUGGUGGCUGUCUCUUUCAAAUCCAAAAUCCAGAUGUGGACUCAGCUUGUUUUGAAAUCAGGGUAACACUAGGGAGAGCCAGGCCCUAUGACUAAUUUUCCUGAUUCUGAGUCUUCGAAGGUUUGUCCUGGACACAUUCCAGAGAAUUUUGUACCCAAACAUGGAUGCUCAAUCCAGCUAACUACUGAUACAGGCCUAAGCAGUGCUGAGGGAGAGGCCCUUCCUCUUGCUGGCCAACUGACCUCCAGUGAAAGGAGCAGAACUGGCCUGGAGGCCCCAGUCCACCCUGGAAAGAAGGCUUGUUUGGUCUCUGUUGAACCUACAGGAUUAGUGGACUUGCCUUGGAACUGUCUAGCUCAGCCCAGCCCAGCUCCCUCACCCCAUCCCCAAUCUCACAUAGCUUUAAAACUUUACUACUUUUAUUUAGAAACAAACAGGAUGGCAAAGAAGACAGCCCCUUUCACAUCUCUGGGGGUGGGCAGGAAACAGGUCAGGCAUGAGGGUGGGGUUUCUCCCUCCUGUUUCCCUGGAGCAUGUACUAUGGGUCUGACUGGUGUUAGCCUGUGAGCUGAUCCUAGACUUGGGAAUAUCCCUUCCCCAGGAGUAGCUGAGGCCAUUUUGCACGUGACUCAGACCCUGAGUUAUGAGGACUACCCUGGCAUGUGAGUGGGAGGGUCUCUCCGUUCCCCAUUGCACACUGGGGAGGCCGGGGGUUCCUAGUGCAGGGGACCCCAUGGACAGUAACAUGAAGCUCCUUGUACCACUAUGCAUUGUGGGGUCAGAGCUCCUGGUGACUGGAAAUCUCUGUUGUGGUUUUGUUGGCUAGGCCCAGGUGACUGCUUCCCAUCCAAAGCCAUCAGUGGAACGUCUGUGGAAUCCUUUGCCAAAACCUCAAGGCAAAAUUCAAGGGUCCAAGGCCAUUUGCAUCAUCAGUUCCAGAUUUUCUUUUCUAUAGGAACUUUUUUUUUUUUUUUUUAAAGAAAACCCUAGUUCCCAACAUGCUUCCAAAGGCCAUGUUCCGUCUUUCCUGGAUCACUACAGUGAAGUAUUACAGUUGUACAGUUCCCAAUCUGGCCUUGGCUUGCUCGGAUAAAACUUUGUUAUGUAUUUUGUAAGGCAUAGAUUCUAUAUUGUAAUGUCCUAUGCAAAAGAAAAAAAUUAAUGAAAUGUAAAUUUUAUUGUUUUAACAUGUAUGCAUGUUUAGUGACGUUUACAUUUUGAAAUAAAAUUUAUGAUUCAUUA
This is a messenger RNA of Phodopus roborovskii (desert hamster), 6399 nucleotides long. RefSeq names its product KLF transcription factor 13 (gene Klf13). Gene Ontology annotation, biological process: regulation of transcription by RNA polymerase II. The record is from RefSeq and is a predicted model, not a curated record. Bases 490 to 1359 code for a protein of 289 amino acids. The transcript is spliced from 2 exons. Gene Ontology annotation, molecular function: RNA polymerase II cis-regulatory region sequence-specific DNA binding; DNA-binding transcription factor activity, RNA polymerase II-specific. NCBI's taxonomy places the organism in Eukaryota, Metazoa, Chordata, Mammalia, Rodentia, Cricetidae.